This is a messenger RNA of Guyanagaster necrorhizus, 678 nucleotides long. RefSeq lists its product as uncharacterized. NCBI's taxonomy places the organism in Eukaryota, Fungi, Basidiomycota, Agaricomycetes, Agaricales, Physalacriaceae. The transcript has 2 exons. The record is from RefSeq and is a predicted model, not a curated record. Bases 6 to 554 code for a protein of 182 amino acids.
AUACCAUGCCUCACUUCCUAGUCGAAUCCACUGAGGUACAUAAUCCACACUUCUUUUCGCUCCCAACACUUGGCUCGCCGUUCCUUAGAAAUUUCAUGCUGGCCGUACAGCCGCAAGUGGUCACUUACCUUGAACUUUGGCAUCCAAAAGUUCUGACCAGAUCAUUUUUUCAGCAACGAGAAAACGCAGAUAGCUCUCUUUCCAAGUACUCCUCCGACAAAUCGAGUGACUCUACCAAGAUUAUACUAUCUGACGACCAUCCCAAGCGCCUCGCCGCUCUCGACCCCUGGAAAGACUGGGAAGAGAUGGUGAAAACCUUUAUGAGCUACAACGUAAACGAGUUCAUUGCCAACAUCAUGUACUCCGUCAUCCUUCUCCUCGUCGACAUGAACCUUAUCGGCCUCAGCGCCACAAACAAAAUAUUCAACAAAAAGCAACAACGCUUCGAGGAUACUCGCGGCCUUCUUCCUCUCCGUUUUCGAGUUUGGACCGAGCAGUCUCAUCCACGGCGAGAACAUGCGUCGGGUCAACGCCCUCCACAUGCGUCUCGCUAGACAGCACCCGGGUAGCUGAGAUCGCUAUGAUGACUUUAUCGAGCCCUGCGCCGUCGUUGCGGUGCAGAUGCACAACAUGAUGCGGGCCUGCCAGGGUACCCUUCUCAUAUGAAGCGUGCGUGGU